Molecule: messenger RNA, 1473 nt
Organism: Emys orbicularis (European pond turtle)
Lineage: Eukaryota; Metazoa; Chordata; Testudines; Emydidae
Gene: SP8
Product: Sp8 transcription factor
Exons: 2
Coding region: 1-1473 (490 amino acids)
Biological process (GO): regulation of transcription by RNA polymerase II
Molecular function (GO): RNA polymerase II cis-regulatory region sequence-specific DNA binding; DNA-binding transcription factor activity, RNA polymerase II-specific
Source: RefSeq, a predicted model, not a curated record
AUGGCAACUUCACUUCUAGGGGAAGAACCGAGGUUAGGCUCGACUCCUUUGGCCAUGCUCGCCGCCACUUGCAAUAAGAUCGGCAGCCCCAGCCCGUCUCCCUCGUCCCUCUCGGACAGCGCGUCCUCCUUCGGCAAAGGCUUCCACCCCUGGAAACGCUCCUCCUCCUCCUCGGGCAGCUGCAACGUGGUGGGCUCCAGCCUGUCGGGCUUCGGGGUGGCGGGCGCUUCUCGGAACGGCUCCUCGGCGGCUGCGGCGGCAGCCGCUGCUGCGGCCGCGGCGGCCGCCCUGGUCUCGGACUCCUUCAGCUGCGGCGGCUCGCCGGGCUCCAGCGCCUUCUCGCUGACCUCCAGCAGCGCGGCCGCCGCCAGCUCGCCCUUCGCCAAUGACUACUCCGUCUUCCAGGCGCCCGUGAGCUCCGGGGGCGGCGGCAGCGGAGGCGGCGGGGGCUCGUCCCAGGAAGCGGCCGCGCACCAGCCCGUCUUCCUCUCCAAGGUGCACACGUCGGUGGAUGGGCUGCAGGGCAUCUACCCGCGCGUGGGCAUGGCGCACCCCUACGAGUCCUGGUUCAAGCCCUCGCACCCGGGGCUGGGCGCCGGCGAGGUGGGCUCGGCCGGCGCCUCCAGCUGGUGGGACGUGGGCGCCGGCUGGAUCGACGUGCAGAACCCCAGCGGGGCAGCGGCGCUGCAGGGCUCCCUGCACCCGGCCGCCGGGGGGCUCCAGACCUCGCUGCAUUCGCCGCUGGGCGGCUACAACUCGGAUUACUCGGGCCUGGGCCACUCGGCCUUCAGCAGCGGCGCCUCCUCGCACCUGCUCAGCCCCGCCGGGCAACACCUCAUGGACGGAUUUAAGCCCGUGCUGCCCGGCUCCUACCCGGACUCGGCCCCCUCGCCGCUGGCCGGCGCCGGGGGCUCCAUGCUGAGCGGGGGCCCCGCCGCGCCGCUGGGGGGCUCGCCCCGCUCCUCAGCUCGCCGCUACUCCGGCCGGGCCACCUGCGACUGCCCCAACUGCCAGGAGGCGGAGCGGCUGGGGCCGGCCGGGGCCAGCCUGCGGCGCAAGGGGCUGCACAGCUGCCACAUCCCGGGCUGCGGCAAGGUCUACGGCAAGACGUCGCACCUGAAGGCGCAUCUGCGCUGGCACACGGGCGAGCGGCCCUUCGUCUGCAACUGGCUCUUCUGCGGCAAGCGCUUCACCCGCUCGGACGAGCUACAGCGGCACCUGCGGACCCACACGGGCGAGAAGCGCUUCGCCUGCCCCGUCUGCAACAAGCGCUUCAUGCGCAGCGACCACCUCAGCAAGCACGUGAAGACCCACAGCGGCGGCGGAGGGGGUGGUGGCGGGGGCGGCUCCGGCAGCGGGGGCAAGAAGGGCAGCGACACCGACAGCGAGCACAGCGCGGCGGGCAGCCCGCCCUGCCACUCCCCGGAGCUGCUGCAGCCGCCGGAGCCCGGCCACAGGAACGGCCUGGAGUGA